Bathycoccus prasinos is the source of this 498-nucleotide messenger RNA. RefSeq lists its product with no specific name. The record is from RefSeq and is a predicted model, not a curated record. The coding region runs from base 1 to 498 and encodes 165 amino acids. The transcript has a single exon. Lineage: Eukaryota; Viridiplantae; Chlorophyta; Mamiellophyceae; Mamiellales; Bathycoccaceae.
AUGUCCACGAACAACUCUCGACGACGACGCGUGCUCUUACCCGUGGACAUCACUUCAAGCUCGGAAGAGAUGUGCGCGUGGGCGUGCGAAAAUUUUUUCAGACCUUCAGAUAUCGUGACCGUACUUUCGGUCGCGAAGAAACAAAUCGUGCCGCACGGGUCGAGCUAUUUCGGUCUGUCGCACGACCACUCGGAAGCCGAAGCCGUGCUUCACGCGCAAGAAUGGAUCGAGACGCACAUAAAACCGCGCUUGGAAAAGUGCGGGUGCGGCGUGGAAGUAAUCGUGAAAUUGCUGGAGACGGAUAAGCAUCACGUGGCCGAAGCUAUCAUUGAAGAGAGUAAAAGAGUGGAUGAGAACGAGAAUUCUCGUUACAAGUUUGAAGCCAUCGUAUUAGCGAGUCAUAAACGGGGCGCGAUUAAGGAGUUUUUCCUAGGCUCGGUCGCGAAUUACGUUUUACACCACGCGAACAUCGCCGUGGUUGUUCAACGAAUGAAAUAA